Molecule: messenger RNA, 5891 nt
Organism: Taeniopygia guttata (zebra finch)
Lineage: Eukaryota; Metazoa; Chordata; Aves; Passeriformes; Estrildidae
Source: RefSeq, a predicted model, not a curated record
GCGCUCCCAAGAUGGCGGCGGCGCCGGUACCGGCCGUGUGAGGCGGGAGCGCGUCCCGGUCGCCUGCGGCUCCUCCGCCCGCCCGGCCCCGCUCCCGCCCCGCAGCCGGCGGGAUGCUCAGAUCCACCGGCUACUUCCGCGGCAUCGACUGCCCGUUCCUAAACGCCGGGGGGUCGGGGCCGGGCCGGGGGUGCCGCAGGCCCUACUGCCACUUCCGGCACCCCCCGGUGGCCCCGGCACCGUGCGGAGCCUCCGGAGCCUCGGGCGACCCCAGCGUGGGGCUCCCGCUCGGACACGGCGCAGAGCGAGGCUAUGAUCCCUACAACCCCGAGCUGCCCAGGCCCUCGCUGGAGGUGGAGGAUGGCCUUCUGGCUGACAUCACAGAUGUCACACCUGGAAUUCUGGAGCUGGAGCUGGUCAACAAGGCCAUUGAGGCAGUGAAAAACGAAGUGGAGAGGGAGCAGAAGAAGUAUGAGGAGCUGCUGGAAACCACGAAGGAGUUUGGUGCUUCAGAGGGCUCCUCACUCAUUUCAAACACACCCGUGUCAGCUGCUGGGCCUCAGAAUGAUUCCUUUGCCUCAUUGGAGUACAAUCCAGGGAGCUACAGCUUCAAUAAUAACUCAGAUUACAACCCCACUCCUCUGGCUGCUGCUGGCCGAUCCAGUAAAUACACUUUGGAUUCCUCCCGCUCCAAAGGGAGCUCCCUGGAAUACGUCCCCAAGGCUGUAAUACAGAAUAAAAAAUACAGCAGCACUGUCACUAACAACAAAUACGUGAUUGAUGACUCCAAGCCUUCCACAGACUUGGAAUAUGACCCCCUUUCCAAUUACUCUGCCAGGCUGUUGGGCAAAGCCACAACCAAGGGCUCCAAAAGGGAAAGGGCCUCUGAUUAUGAGGACUCCUACUCUCCAUCACGGAAGAAGCUCUGCGAAGAUCCCGAUGAUGAUGAGGUGUUGGCCAGGUUCUCCUCCUCUGAAGAUGAGGCUGAGGUAGAAUAUAAAACAGCUUCUGGUAGUUCACCCUCAAAAGCUGGUUCUGAGAGUGAGUCAAACGAGUUCUCCAGCAAAGAGCAGAGCACAAAAGUGGAUGGCUCCGCUUCCCAGGAGAGCAAAGAAGCAGCACAGCACAGGGAGGACCUUCCAAAUUCACAGAAAAAUCUUGCCAAGAACUCAUCUGACAAGAACUCAAAGGCAGCGAAGUUGUGUUCUGUUAAGAACAGCAAGGAAAUUGAAAAUAAAAACAAAGAUUCCAAAGACAAAACAAAAAAGAAGAAAAUAGAUGUUAGUAAAGCACCAGGCCUCAGUGAGGCUGGGAAGAAGGAGAAAAAUAAAAAUGCAGACAAAGACAAAGCGCUCAAGAAAGAAGAAAAAUUAAAAACCAAGAAUGAAGAGAAAAACUGCAAAGACAAAAGCAUCAAAGUGAAAACAGAUGGGAACUUGAAGAAACCUGAAAAACAGAAGUCAGAAAAAGUGGAUGGGCAUAAGAAAGAAAAAUCCAAGUCCACCACCAGCAGUUCAGGGAAAAGCAAGAGCGAGGGUGUCACCAAGGGCACAGAGAAAGUGGGGAACAGCAAGAAGGAUUCACAGAGCAGAACAGCUGAUGUGAAAAAUGGCAAGGAAAGCUCUGGUCGUAAAAACAAGGAGAAAGGGACCAAGACCUCCCUGGAGCGAAAGAAAGACAAGGUCAGUUGUGCAGGACAAGGAGACCCCAAGAAGGGUCGGAAGCAGCAGAGUUUGAGCCACGUGGACCUGUUUGGAGAUGAGAGUGGAGAUGAGGAUGACAAAGGCCGGCCUUUGUCCUCCUCCUUACUUGAUGUGAGCUCGGACUUGGAUGGGGCUGACUCUGGCUCAGCCUCUGACAGUGACAAGGACAGGAGGAAGAAAGUGAAGCGCUCGAAGUUAUCCAAAUCCUCAUCAUCUUCCUCAACAUCUGAUGACAUUGAUUAUUCCAUCCUUGAGAAAGAUGUGGACUUCGAGACAGAUCCCAUGGAGGAGUGUCUCAGGAUCUUUAAUGAAUCUAAAGAUGUAAAAACUGAAGACAAGGGAAGGCUGGGCAAACAGCCAUCCAAAGAGGAAGCAAAUGAAGAAAAGACAGAAGAUAAUUUAACUACCUUGUUUCCUGGACAAAAAAGAAGGAUCUCUCAUCUUGUCAAACAAGGAAAUGCAGAGGCCCCGAGCAAGCCGGUGGUGCGGCCCUACCGUCCCCCCACGGCCCAGGAGGUGUGUUACCAGAGGAUCCAGCUGGCUCAGCAGCAGGCAGCACAGCUGGUUGGGACUGUUCAAAAGACCUCUCUCUGUUUGCCAGGAGAAAAGAGGAGGAUUGCUCACGUGCCAAAUGCAGCCCUCACCGCAGCAGCCAAGCAAAGCCUUGGGAGCAGUAAGGCGACUGUUGGUGGCAGGAGUGUCACACCUUCCAAUGACUCUGAAGCCCCCACCCUUCCUCUGAAGCCUUGCACCUUGGCUGGGAUGGCUUCCAAGACCACCAGCACCAUCGUGCCCAAAAGGGUAGCACAUGUUCCCUCCUUACAGAGCACCACUUUACAGAGGCCUGUUAUUCCCACAGAAUUUGGUGCUAAAGUCCCAACCAACAUUCGCCAGAGGUAUCUCAAUCUCUUCAUUGAUGAGUGCCUGAAAUUCUGCUCGUCCUCCCAGGAAGCCUUCGACAAGGCCCUGGCAGAGGAGAAGGUGGCCUACGAGCGCAGCACCAGUCGCAACAUCUACCUGAACGUGGCCGUGAACACCCUGAAGAAGCUCCGCAGCCUCGUGCCCAACUCCCCAGCCAGCACCAACAAGACAAGUAACAAGAAGGUGGUGUCCCACGAGGCUGUGCUGGGAGGGAAGCUUGCUGCCAAGACCAGCUUCACUCUGAACCGCUCAGGGAGCCUGAGAGCCGAGGAUCUGACAGGAGCUGCCCUGUACCGGCGCCUCAAGGAGUACCUGAUGACUGAGGAGCAGCUCAAGGAGAACGGGUACCCAAUGCCUCACCCUGAGAAGGCUGGACGUGCUGUGCUCUUCACUGCAGAGGAGAAGAAAGUGAUUGACUCCUCGUGCAGGAUCUGCUGUCGCUGUGGCACCGAGUACAUGGUCUCAGCCUCGGGGAGCUGCAUCCGCAAGGAGGAGUGCGUCCAUCACUGGGGGCGGCUGCGCAAGCAGAGAGUGCCAGGUGGGUGGGAAACCCACUACAGCUGCUGCUCUGGAGCUGUGGGGUCACCAGGCUGUCAGGUUGCUAAACAACACGUGCACGAUGGGCGCAAGGAGAGCCUGGAUGGCUUUGUGAAGACUUUUGAGAAGCUGCCCACGACUGAUGGCUACCCUGGGAUCUACGCCUUAGACUGUGAAAUGUGCUACACUAAGCAAGGACUGGAGCUGACGAGAGUAACUGUGAUCAACUCGGAGCUGAAAGUGGUGUACGACACCUUUGUCAAGCCAGACUCCAAGGUGGUGGAUUACAACACCAGAUUCUCAGGUGUGACAGAGGAGGACCUGGAGAACACGAGCAUCACCCUGCGGGAUGUCCAAGCCGUCCUACUGAACAUGUUCAGUGCAGACACCAUUCUGAUAGGGCACAGCUUGGAAAGCGACUUAUUUGCACUAAAGCUGAUCCACGGCACCGUGGUGGACACAGCCAUCGUGUUCCCCCACCGCCUGGGGCUGCCCUACAAGCGGGCCCUGCGCACGCUGAUGGCCGACUACCUCAAACGCAUCAUCCAGGACAACGUGGAAGGACACGACUCCAGUGAGGACGCCAGAGCCUGCAUGGAGCUGAUGGUGUGGAAGAUCAGAGAAGAUGCCAAGGUGAAGCGAUGACCUGCGUUGUCUCUCUGCUGUUCUCCUGCACCUCUGUGAAGAAGCAGUGCAAUAAAUGCCCACAGCCACUCUGUCCCCAUGCCAGCAGCAUGUUCCUGCUCCCCAGCCAUCCCAGCAGGACUCCUGGACGCACACACCUGCAGUCCCCCUGUCCAGGUGGUGCUUCUCAGAUCCUCAGAUCCACCUGAGGGAUUCUCUGUGGUCCAAGCACCGCCUUUUGGGCCUGGCAAGGUGGUUUUGAGUAGCACAACCAGAACUUCUUGGUUCCUAGGAGAAGCUUGUUAGAGGUAGGUUGGAGAUGUGCAGAAGGAUCCUUCUGGUUCAGUUCAAGGUAGAUUGUUUACUACUUGUUUUUUGUUUUCUCCCAAAUAUAACUUAAAUUGCCUCUGUACUCCAAAGCAGUGUUUGGAGAGGGGGAGAUGGCAGAAGGUUGGGCAGGAAGCUGUGAGGGGAUUGUGUAGCUGGUGUGGGAAGCAAGAGCUGAGGGUCAAGCACUUGGGAAGAGAUCCUGGUGCAGUCCCACUGUGGAACUGCAGAAGAGGGAGGCUGGCUCUGAGCAGCUGGAGGGAGAGGAAUGAGGUGGGAUCUGGGAAUUGGCACCUGGUUCUGCAGUCAGUGCAGAAGGGGAAACCACCAGUGUCCCACCUUGCCCAGACCUCAGGGAGCCACGAGGCAGGACAGGGACAAACAGCUCCCAGAGCCAGGGAGAGCCUGCAUCCCAUCACUGCAGGGUAGGACAAGGGUCUUUCCCUGCCCCUCAGCUUCCAGCAGGGCCCCAGUGAGCUUCCCAGUGUUCAGGGAACAAGGUUUUUGGGUGUGCAGGUAAGGCUGCACCUAAGGGUGGCCUCAGCAGCCUGUCCCUGCUGCAGGGACUUGGUCCAGGCAAGAGCAAUAGGGGAAAAUCAUUUCACCUCAUUUACAUGUUGGGAGUUGUGCAGAAAGCAAAGGACUCAGCUGUGUCUGGCACCUGGGCUAAAGCAGCUGCUGAGUGUGUCUGUCACUGGGGUGACUGGGUGGCACUGGGGGUCCCUCUGCCCUGCCCCUGCUGCUGGCUGGGGACAGCAGAGCUGAGGGGAGCAAUCCCCAUGGACCCUGUGGUCUCUCAGCUGGGCUCAGGGAGCACCUUCACCCCAGGGCAGUGACCCCCAACCCUCCCUGCAGCGCUGGGAUUGUGUCCCUUGGUGGCUGCUGUGUCCCUGUGUCCGUCUGGGGGCAGUGGGGUUUGGUUCCUGUCAGAGCCAGGCUCGCUCACUCGGGGUCUGGGGACAGCUGUGUCCCCUGCAUGUCCUGCUGAGCUGUCCCAGCCUGUGGCAGGAGUGUGGGCUGGGCUGUGCCCCAGCUCUGGCCCUGCUGAACUCUCCCCAUCCCACUGCUGCCCUCGGAGCAGGGAUGUGGCUUCUCUGCCAGGAGCCACCAGGAGAAGUGGGGCUGUGAAGACUCCUGUACUGCUGAGCCCAUCUGUGUUUCCUCUGCAGCCAGUUCCUUACCCCAGUUUUGGGGAUGCAGCUCCACAUCCAGCUCUGCUCCUUCCCUGCCUUGGGGCUCCCACCCCUGAGCAGCUUUGGGCCACCUUGGGCUGUCCCUAUGUCCCCCUGCCUGCAGGGAACAGUGCUGGUCCUGCCAGGCUGGGGGAGAGACAGAGUUGAGCACUUCCCAGCUGGGGAGGGAAGGUUUGUUCCUGCUUCUGCCUCUUUGCCAUGUUUAUCCCCCAUUUAUCUUCACCCCUGGCUGCAGGGGUGGAAUGUCCCUGGAGCAGCCAGGGCAGGCUCAGAUGUGGCUCCUGCCUCUCCCUGUUCCUCAGCAGGCAGCCCCUGGGGCUGUUGGCUCCAUCCCAGCCGCUGGGGCUGGGCAGGCAGGGCCUUCCUCCAGGCCAUGGCACCUCCUUCACUCCCCACAGUCCCCAAACUGAGGUUUUGGGGUGGGGUGUGUCAGGGGAUGUCCCUGGGAGGGUGGAACCAUACCCAGGCCUGGCCCCGGGCUGCCAUCACCUCCCCAGGCACCAGAGGUUUGGUUGGGUUGUACAGAACGGUUGUAACCUGUAACUUUUUGUAAUUGUUUUUAAUAAAAGAGUGUUGACUAGAUGCA